Erigeron canadensis is the source of this 1416-nucleotide messenger RNA. RefSeq names its product UDP-arabinopyranose mutase 1-like. Gene Ontology annotation, cellular component: Golgi apparatus; cytosol. The record is from RefSeq and is a predicted model, not a curated record. NCBI's taxonomy places the organism in Eukaryota, Viridiplantae, Streptophyta, Magnoliopsida, Asterales, Asteraceae. The transcript is spliced from 4 exons. Gene Ontology annotation, molecular function: UDP-arabinopyranose mutase activity. Bases 127 to 1218 code for a protein of 363 amino acids. Gene Ontology annotation, biological process: UDP-L-arabinose metabolic process; plant-type cell wall biogenesis.
UUUUCAACAAUAUACAAAUCUAUACAUACGCAUUAUUGUUCUCUCUAUAUACAAAUCUAUACACAUUAUUUUCUCAUAAAUAUCCUUCACACUCAACACACACUAUACAACUAAUCAACAACCAUCAUGUCAAUUCCGGCAAGUGUAGUUGCACCACCUUUAGUCAAUGAACUUGACAUAGUGAUCCCAACAAUAAGAAACCUUGACUUCCUAGAACAAUGGAGACAGUUUUUCCAACCAUAUCAUCUUAUCAUAGUACAAGAUGGUGAUCCAAACAAAAAGAUUCAUGUUCCUCAAGGUUUUGAUUAUGAAUUAUAUAAUCGUAACGAUAUUAACAGAAUCUUGGGCCCAAAAUCUAGUUGUAUUUCUUUUAAAGAUUCUGCUUGUAGAUGCUUUGGAUUCCUUGUUUCUAAGAAGAAGUAUAUCUUUACCAUUGAUGAUGAUUGCUUUGUUGCUAAGGAUCCAACCGGGAAAGAGAUCAAUGCCUUGGCACAACACAUCCACAACUUGUUGACACCGUCGACACCCUUUUUCUUCAACACAUUGUAUGAUCCAUAUAGGGAAGGCGCUGAUUUUGUCAGGGGAUAUCCCUUCAGUUUGAGGGAAGGUGCCCCCACAGCCAUCUCUCAUGGACUUUGGCUCAACAUUCCUGACUAUGAUGCUCCUACUCAGCUUGUAAAGCCACGUGAGCGCAACACCAGGUAUGUGGAUGCUGUUUUGACCAUCCCGAAAGAGACCCUUUUCCCUAUGUGUGGGAUGAACCUUGGUUUCCACAGGGAACUCAUCGGACCCGCCAUGUAUUUUGGGCUUAUGGGAGACGGUCAGCCUAUUGGUCGGUAUGAUGACAUGUGGGCUGGAUGGUGUGCUAAGGUAAUAUGUGACCAUUUGGGGCUAGGGGUGAAAACAGGAUUGCCAUACAUUUGGCAUAGCAAAGCCAGCAACCCAUUUGUCAAUUUAAAGAAAGAAUACAAAGGCAUCUAUUGGCAAGAAGACAUCAUCCCAUUUUUUCAAAAAGUCACUCUCCCGAAACAAUGCAAGACGCCACAAGAAUGCUACCUUGUCCUCUCAGAGCUUGUGAAGGAGAAACUUGGCCCGAUUGAUCCUUAUUUUGAGAAGCUUGGGGAUGCUAUGACUAUAUGGAUCGAUGCUUGGAAUGAGCUCAACCCAUCAACUGAUGAUGCAGCCACGGUCAAGAUUGAGCCUUCUAAACCCAAGUAGAGAGCAGUUCAAAAAAAAAAGAAAAAACCCAAGUAGAGACGUGCAAUCAAAUAACGUCUACCUGCAUUUGCUCCCUAUUUUUAGUCUUCUUUAUUGUUGAAACAAUAUUUUGUUUUCAGAAUAAUAUUUCACCGGCUUUGUGUAGACUCUUUAUGGAGUAUAUUACAGAGAUGUAACUUAUGAUUCUAGUUAUGGCUA